Cygnus atratus (black swan) is the source of this 3910-nucleotide messenger RNA. RefSeq names its product family with sequence similarity 118 member B (gene SIRAL1). Lineage: Eukaryota; Metazoa; Chordata; Aves; Anseriformes; Anatidae. The record is from RefSeq and is a predicted model, not a curated record. The coding region runs from base 2345 to 3445 and encodes 366 amino acids. The transcript has 9 exons.
UCGCCGGGGGCGGGGCCGCGGGGCGCCUGCGCGGGGCGCGGCGGCGGCCGGGCGUCUCCUCAUGGGGCCGGGAGCGCGGCGCCAGGUGUAGCGCAGGCGGCUGGCGGCGAGGAGGGGGCAACGCAGGAGGAAAGAAACUGGAUGGCUUCUACGGUGAGCCUGGGUAAAGACACAUUGUUGGAAGAUGGAAUGCCACCUGCAAAAAAGCCCAGGUAAAUUUAACUAUACUCCAGCGAAUUUCUUCUCCUAAGAGCUUUUUCUGUAAUCUUGCAUCAUCCUUUAGAGAGAAUGACGUUUGGCACAAAGCUUUAGCAGUCGUUCGUUCCAGUUGCUGAGCCGAGAGCUGUGUGCUGUCCCUGGCCCUGCCCUCUAACGAGUGUUCUCCUGCCCUGCGUGGAACAAAGGCCUUAAUGCCAAGCAUGUACCAAAGAACUGCUUUGCUGCUUGUUUUCUUAACCCCUAAGGCAGGAUGCAUGGUUGCACAGAAAGCUGGCUUCUCUGCGCUGUCUCUGUGGUUUUGUUUGGUGUUAACCCUCACUCAGGUGCUGCCCACCCCUAGCACCAGGCCUCUUUGUGGCAGUUGUGCUUCUGCACUCCGCCUGGACGGUGGCUCCGAGGAGGGCUGGCAGUUACUCAAAUUACUUUGACUUCGCUGCACGUGAGGGCUAAAUAACUCCCCUCUCGAGGCUGCCUGCGCUGAUAAGGAGGUCCUCCUGCAGUCCUCUGCGUGGGGACCUGCUCCGUUUUGAGCGUGGCGCUAACUCUGGGCAUACCUCCGCUUCUCUCCAGCCAAGGUUGUUACUGUGGCUGCUGUGAUGGGCUUAGCUCUGGAAUUAAGACAUACCUGCAGAUCGUGGACACCCGCAAAGGAGAAGCUGAUUCAUCUAGGGAGUUGUCUUCCACUCACCUGAUUUAUUUAUGGGUUCCGGAGGGCUGGAGUGCACUUUCUGUCUCUUCUGGCCUUUGUCUCCAGUUUGGCCCAGUGAAUGAAAUGAGCAGGAGAGGCUGCGUGGGUGUUUGUCCUUGCUGAGGACAUCACGAGUCUGUUUGUCAGUGCAGGAAAAGAAUGUCUCUUCUUGGGUAUUUGUUACCUGUUGGCUUUCAGCACCUAAGUUUCUAGUUGUGUUUCUGUAGUAGUUCAUUAGCACGAAUCCUGUGUUUGGAGGUGAGACUUGCAGUCCCCAAACUAAAACCCGCUAAAUCUAGAACUGGUUCGCAGCAGCUAACGGUGAAUUCCUUCUGAAGAAAAGGUUAACUCGUUUGUUUUCUUAGGCAGUAGAGGAGAAAAAGCAAAGCUCCAUCUGCGGGGUGUCUGUUUCCUUUCCCAUUCUUGCAGAGGAUCACGUUUGCAGAUAAAAGCAGUCCUUCCAAGCCGGCUGCCUCCCCGGGCUGCUGCUUUGCUCAAGGCUGAGGUUCUCUGGGAAGUUGCGGCCCCUCCCUGCCUCACAAAAGCAGCUUGCCGCCAGGCUGCCUUUAGGCACAACAGGAUGGGGAGAAGUAUGUGCACUUAAGGAAGGUUUGAUAGCAUCAAAUUUAAAAGCACGGUACAGGUGUGAAGCCAGGAACAAGGAAGAGGGGAGGAGGAGCAGGUAAGGAGCAUAUAGCCAGGCAGCCCUUUGAUUAGACUCCUCUUACGACGUGGCCUUGUAAAAGAUUGGCCUCGAGCGUCCCGCUGACACUGAGAACAUAACAGGGAAGGGAUUUCUGGCACAGCAACGCCCAGGCUUAGCAGUCCUCUCAGCAAGGAGGGUUGGGGUGUGGGAAGGGCCUUUCCAGGGCAGAGCGCUGGGAGGAAGCCCCCGCUUCCUUUUUUUUGUGCUGCUCUAAAGAGGGCUGCUGUCUUCAGCCCCCCCUUGGCCCCUGUCGCUUAAAGGCAGAGGAAGCUUUGUGGUGUCGGGCACCUGUUUGGGCUGGGCACAGUGAUGGCUGUGUUCGCUCCUCACGGGGCUCUGAUUGUGCUUUCCUGAUGCAGGACGAGGCCUUAAACCGGCCCGUGUGUUAAAAGCGCCCCUGCAUCGACGAGUAACUUUCUGUGUUGCUCACCGCAUCUUUUGCAGUGUCUCCAGCUUUUCUGUUAGCUUCCAGUUACUGUCAUUCACAAGACUUCUGGCCCUCCCGACCUGCAAAAUUCAAGGGACUUAGCUGUGCUUCAGAAGUUGUGCUGCGCGGCCUUGGCCUUCCCUGGGACGUCGCACUUCCGUACCGUGUAGCCGUGAGCAUCUGAUACCGACCUGUGGAGCUGGGCUCCGCCUUUAGGGGACACCGAGUUGCCUCUCUUCGGUUUAUCGGAGAACCCUAGUGGACGUGCUGAUGCAAAAUUUAGGCAGUCUUGUCCUUGGUCUGCAUGUGCCGUGACCCAGGACAUCCCUCGGUGUAUGAUGCUGCCAGCUGUGCUGCUUUCCCCUCUUGCAGGAAGCUGCUGCCAAGCCUAAAGACCAAGAAGCCUCGGGAGCUUGUUCUGGUGAUUGGGACAGGAAUUAGCGCAGCGGUCGCUCCCCAAGUCCCAGCACUGAAGUCUUGGAAGGGGUUAAUCCAGGCCCUCCUGGAUGCUGCUAUUGACUUCGAUCUUCUGGAAGAUGAAGAGAGCAAAAGGUUUCAGAAGUGUCUCCACGAAGACAAGAACUUGGUUCACGUUGCCCAUGACCUUAUCCAGAAGCUGUCUCCGCGCACGAGCAAUGUUCGCUCAACAUUUUUCAAAGACUGUUUAUACGAGGUGUUUGAUGACCUGGAAUCUAAAAUGGAAGAUUCUGGCAAGCAGCUGCUUCAGUCUGUGCUUCACCUAAUGGAAAAUGGGGCACUCGUGUUAACCACGAACUUUGAUAACCUGCUGGAACUGUAUGCGGCGCACCAGGGGAAGCAUCUGGAGUCUCUUGACCUGACGGAUGAAAAGAAGCACGUAAUUCAACGCUUGAAGAGGUCGGAAGCAAUCCUAGAACAGGAGCCGCAGGAGACCUUAGUGCUGGAGUGGGCGCAAGAGAAGAGGAAGCUCAGCGUCCUGCAUAUCCACGGCGUGUACACGAACCCGAGCGGCAUAGUGCUGCACCCGGCCGGGUACCAGAACGUGCUGCGCAACACGGAGGUCAUGCGAGAGAUUCAGAAGCUGUAUGAAAAUAAGUCAUUCCUAUUCUUGGGCUGUGGUUGGACUGUUGAUGACACCACGUUUCAAGCCCUGUUUUUAGAAGCUGUGAAGCACAAGUCAGACCUGGAGCACUUUAUGCUCGUGCGGCGAGGAGAUGUGGAUGAGUUCAAGAAGCUCCGCGAGAACAUGCUGGACAAAGGGAUUAAAGUGAUUUCCUAUGGAGAUAACUACGCAGACUUGCCUGAGUACUUCGAGAGGCUGACGAGUGAGAUCGCCAUGCGGGGUCGGACAGGUGUGCUUAAGGAGGGACAGCAGCUGAAUGGCUCCGCCGCUGCCCGCGACGAGAUAAAAGGAUGCAGCACCUGAGCGUCGGCCUUGCCCAGGAGCAGUGCCGCAGAACCUCCCUGGGACGGGACCAGCAGGAGCCAGCAGCUCCGUGGAAGCGUGCAGCCUCCAAGGUCAGUCCAAGGGAGGAGCAAAGCCCCGUCCAGAGCCGCUGCUCUCGCCCACACGCACUGAGACUCGCAGAGACACAUCAGGCACGGGACAGAGGGCCGGGCCGUUUCCUCAGACUGCUGCCUGAUUUAAUGUAGUAACUGUCUUUUUUUUUAAUCAAGGGUGCGUUUGCCUGGGGACUGUUUUCUCCCCACCUCAAGUGCAGCCUCCUGUAAUUUCACACUUAGUGCUUUUGUAUUCUGUACUUUCACUUUAAAAUGAAACUUGAGCUUUUUUUUUUUUUUUUUUUACUUGAAGCUCUAGUUUUCUAGUCCUUUCUUUGUACUGUACAGUAUUUUGUAUGUUGAAGCUUGUAUUAAAGGCCUGUUCAGCUGC